This is a messenger RNA of Macrosteles quadrilineatus (aster leafhopper), 2009 nucleotides long. Its product is annotated as 5-phosphohydroxy-L-lysine phospho-lyase. Lineage: Eukaryota; Metazoa; Arthropoda; Insecta; Hemiptera; Cicadellidae. Gene Ontology annotation, cellular component: mitochondrion. The coding region runs from base 95 to 1540 and encodes 481 amino acids. The record is from RefSeq and is a predicted model, not a curated record. The transcript has 10 exons. Gene Ontology annotation, molecular function: pyridoxal phosphate binding; transaminase activity.
GUCGCUGGGACCACGCCGCGCCGCGCUGUGCAGCCGCAGUGUGCAGACGAUCCAAGACCAAGACCAGUUCCGCGUUCUGUCCGGCCUUGGGACCAUGGACUCAGCCGAGGAGCUGCCGAAAUCCGCGACUAUUUCUCUCAGAAAACGUCAUAUUGGGCAAUCCUGCAAAUUGUUUUUCCGAAGUGAUCCAAUAAAGAUAGUCAGAGCUGAGGCACAGUAUAUGUAUGAUGAGAAAGGCAACCAAUACCUCGACUGUAUUAACAAUGUUGCUCAUGUCGGUCACUGCCAUCCAGAGGUAGUCCAGGCUGCAGUAGAACAGAUGUCAGUUCUCAACACUAACAAUCGCUUUCUGCACGACAACCUGGUGUUAUGUGCUCAGAAGUUGGCUGCUCUGUUUCCUGAACCUCUCAACGUCUGUUUUCUAGUCAACUCCGGGUCUGAAGCCAAUGAUCUCGCCAUGCGACUGGCCCGAGCCCACACCAAGCACCAUGAUGUAGUCACUCUAGACCAUGCUUAUCAUGGCCAUCUUUCAUCUCUAAUAGACAUUUCACCAUACAAGUGCAAGGGUAACCAGCUACCAGAGUGGGUACAUGUGGUCCCUUGUCCAGACGUGUACCGAGGUAAAUACAGAGAGAGUGACCAUCCCGGAGAGUGUAUGGGCAAGAAAUACGCUGAUGACGUUAGGCAAGUUAUCAAGACAGCGCGUGACAAUGGCAGAACCAUCAGCGCCUUCUACGCCGAGAGCUUGCAGAGCUGCGGAGGCCAGAUCAUACCUCCCCCAAACUAUCUCCGCAAUGUGAUCAGGCAUGUCCACGAAGCGGGAGGAGUGUUCAUAGCAGACGAGGUUCAGGUUGGCUUUGGUCGGGUUGGCAAACACUGGUGGGGCUUCCAACUACAGGGCGAGGACGUCAUCCCAGACAUCGUCACUGUUGGCAAGCCUAUGGGGAACGGACACCCAGUGGCAGCAGUCAUCACAACUAAGGAGAUCUCAAGCAGUUUCAGAAACACUGGUAUCGAAUACUUCAACACCUAUGGAGGCAACCCAGUAUCCUGUGCAGUGGCAAAAACUGUGAUUGAGGUGAUUGAGAGGGAGAACCUGCGAGAACAAGCUACCAAGGUGGGAAACCACCUGCUGAACUCUCUAAAGCAGCUCAUAUCCAAACACAACAUCAUAGGAGAUGUGCGAGGUGUGGGGCUGUUUGUAGGGGUGGAGCUGGUUACUGAUAGGACCACCAAGACCCCCGCCACAGCUGAGGCUCAACAUAUCAUCUCCAGGAUGAAAGAGGAGAGAAUUUUACUGAGUUCUGAUGGACCAGACCGUAACGUGUUGAAGCUGAAGCCUCCAAUGGUGUUCACCAUGGCCAAUGCUGAUUAUUUCAUUGCGACCUUAGAUAGGAUCCUGGAUGAAAUUAAAGAAAGUGAGCUUAUGAUUGAUAACAAAUCUCCAGACUUAAUAACUGCAGACUUGGAAGUGGAGGAGAAGAAAAUGAAGUAUGUCUGUGGAGACAUAGAGGCUCACAAGAAGAACAUCAAGACGUGAUAGAGAACAUAGACUGAACUUGUUGCAAAUGAAAACUGCAAUUGAAUCUUGCACAUGAAAACUGCAAUUUGCACACUUUAACAGAUGAUUUUAACAAUUUAAUGUUUUGUAUAUAAGAAAAAUAUGCCAAAGUUAUUAUUAUUGUAAUGAUACCUUAACAUCAAAAUAAUAUUACAAGCAAAUCCCUUUUCACACUGUAAUAAUAUAAGAUAUUAAUUAAAAAGUAUAUCAAUAUCAACUUAUUAAUAAAACUCCAAGUUCUAUUUCGUGAUUCACAAAUAAAGAAAAAUUGACCUAUCCAAAAAAAAAAAAAAUACUCAGGUGUCUAGUUUGAAAAGUAUUUAAGCCAAUUUUUUACAUAAUUAAUUAGUAAUGUAUAACAAGAUAAUUUUAUUAUUACCUACUAAUUGUUAUAUAGAAUUUUACCCAUUGUUUUCUGGUUACCAAUAGAAUAUUAAAUGCUGAGUAU